Molecule: messenger RNA, 822 nt
Organism: Schistosoma bovis
Lineage: Eukaryota; Metazoa; Platyhelminthes; Trematoda; Strigeidida; Schistosomatidae
Source: the annotation of a GenBank genome assembly
GGAUGGACGUUAUCAGACAUAGUGUGGUGGAACUCAAAUCAAACGUAAAACCAUCUUAAUUUUACCGCUACUGAAAAACUCUACGAAUUAUCGAGGGGAUGCACCAAUCGUUUUAUGACGGUAUGACCUUCAAGUACUCACUACCCUCCAUCAAUGGGCGGUACUAUUAGAUUGUUACCCUAAUCAUAAUCGGCAAUUCCUAAGCGUCCGAAGUCCUGCCGUCUAAAUAAACCUAUUAACUCCGUAACUAUACACAUGUAGAUGGGAUCAUUAUGGAUAAAAAAUGUUUUUGGUGUGCAUUUAAGCGAGGAAGAGCUCCGAAACAUUCCACAUUUAAAGAUUGAACUGCUAACGCAUAUCGCUCUCAGAACAGUUCAAACUUCAUGUCUUUUCGGAGCUAUCGUAUGUGCCCCGGUAAUUACCUUGCUGUCAGAACCCAAAACUUUAAGGUGUUUAACCAGAAGAUCAUUCAAAUUCGCCACUUAUGGAUUCUUACCCGGAAUCACCAUAGCCCCAAUACUGAUGUAUGCUCGAAUGAAAGAUCAACCGGACGAAGCAUUUUACGACAGGUGCUAUCGACUACGGAGCAACAAAAGCCAGCUUCGUGUAGAUCGUUUCAGUUAUAUCGGUUUGGGAUGCGGCGGGAUAGCAGGUUUCGCCAACGCAGCUGGACCAAUACAAACAGCAAUAAUAGGAAUGAUGAUUGGGACUGUAGCAGCUGUUUGCUGUAAUAAAAUUGAAAAUAGCAUUUCUACACAGAAAUAGAUAUUAGAUUUUCUGCUCAACCUCUGUUCAUUUAUUUCCGUAAUAAAUAUCUUUUCC